Messenger RNA from Effrenium voratum, 5576 nucleotides. NCBI's taxonomy places the organism in Eukaryota, Dinophyceae, Suessiales, Symbiodiniaceae. The record is from the annotation of a GenBank genome assembly.
GGAUAUGUGAAGAUCACAGGCUUAGGCCAGCCUGCUAUGCGAUGACGUCCGGGGAGAUGUGCCGAGUGAUACUCUUGUGGCUGCCAGGGCUUCGAAGAUGGUGAAGCGUAGCAGACGAUCGGGGCCAUGCACUCGCUCGCGCAUGUGCUUCUCCUGUCUGGGGCUCCUGGCGGCCGUGCCUUUGGCGGCCACGAUCUGGGGCAACAGCACGUGGUUGGCCCACUUCACGGACCCCGCGGCGAUGCGCGCGGCCCUGCAGCUGGAGGCUUCCGCGGUGGUGGAAGCCGCUCAGGAGCGGGAGCUUGCAAAGGCCAAUAACAGCAAGCUUUGCAACAUCUUCACCCUCUGGGAGUUUUCUAGCCGGCCUCCGCUCUUCAACGUUUUGGCCGUGGAGUCGUGGCGCCGUCAUGCUCAUGGACUCUGCAACGAGCCAGUUCUCAUCAACGACCUUAACGUGCGCAUGUACAUACCAGAUCUUCCAGAUGAGUAUUUUCGCCUGCCCUACCCUGCCGCAAAGUCGGACAUGAUCCGUUACGCCGUGCUGUACCACCACGGGGGAAUUUACAUGGACGCGGAUUUCAUUGUCACAAAAGACUUGGACUCCGUGGUGCAACUGGUUCGUGACGCCGACCUCGUGUCCUACCAAGCAGCGGACUCCGGGAGCUGCGGAGUGAGCUUCAGCUCGAACUUCCUGGGUGGCCGCAAGAAGAGCCCUUUCCACGAGGCGGUGUGGAAGAAACAAAAGGCCGCGGUGUCCAAGCAUUGUCCGCUGGCGGACAAGACGAAGGAGACGGUCUGCUGCUUCGAUGGUGGGGAGCCCUGCCACAUACCCUGGACACAGUUGGGUGAAGGCAUCUCGCAUGCCGUGCUGGCAUCACACCCGGAGUUCUCUUCGCGUUGUUACGGCGGAGACCAGUCCUUCCUUCCGACGGGAUUUCUGGAAGCCCUGGAGAAGUUCAACUCUGAGAAGAGCAAAGCGCUGACGCACCUGGAGUCUUUCGGCGGCUCUCAGCACUUUGAUCGGAUGAUGUACCACAUGUUCAAUGCCAUCCUGAACUGGAAGACUUUGCGCUGCAAGGCUCUUUCAGACAGGUCCACGGUGCUGGGGGAGCUCAUGGCCAGAAGCUUCGAGUCGGGCAACGGCAAGCGGUCACAGCCCGUGGCCACUACGCGGCUCUUCCUGAAGCGGCACCCGGAGUUUGCCGCCUUGGGGGGGGAGGAGGGCUACGUGCCCUGCUGGCAUGGCAAGGCCAAGCCCAAGCCCGGCCUGCCGCGUCCGGACACUCCUGCGCCUGACCCUGUUGCACCGGCGCCAGUGCCAGCGAUCGCUUCACCAGCGCCGGCUCCAACGCCGAGCUCCGCCUGCAAGAUCUUCACCCUGUGGGAGUACGAGAAGGCUCCCCUGUAUGCUCGGCUGAACGUGGAGACCUGGCGCCGCCAUACACAAGGUCUUUGUGAUGAGCCGGUGCUCGUGAAUUCCAAGAACGUCAUGAAGUGGAUUCCGGACAUGCCCAAAGAGUUCUUCAGAUUCCCUUAUCACGCAGCUACAUCGGAUCUCAUCAGAUAUGGCUUGUUGUACCACCACGGGGGCAUCUACAUGGACGCGGACUUCAUCGUCCUGAAGGACCUGUCGCCGGUGCUCAGCCGCCUAAGUGACCACGACUUGAUUUCCUACGCCACGGUAAGCAACCCGGGUGGCGCGUGCUCCGACAGCUUCAGCUCCAACUUCAUCGCGGGACGGAAGGGCAGCGUCUUCAUGAAGGAGAUGUGGCAGAAGCAGAAAUUCAUGAUCACCAAGCAUUGCUCCCUCUCGGACAAGACAAAGGAGAUUGUUUGCUGCUUUGACGACCCCAAGGUGGAAUGCCACAUUCCCUUUGCGGGCAUCGGUGAGGGCACCUCUCAUCCGAUGCUCAACAGCUUGAUUAAGCAGAAGGUCCCUAUGAAGACCUAUUGCUUCGCCGAUGAGGACUCCUUCGUCCCCGACCACUUUGCUUACGUCCUGGAGCAUGUGAAUGACCUGAAGAAGGCGAAUCAAUACCUGGAAGAGAGGAACAUCAAGAAAGGGCUGGACCGAAUGGCCUUCCACAUGUUCAACUCCAUCAUUCCCUUCAAGACCUUUAGCUGCAAGAAGCUCUUCACUCAGGGCAGCACCGUGGGGCACUUGUACCUCACGGCCUUCAGCACCGGAAAAGGCGCUGAGCCCAAGAAGAUGUCCGGCGACGUCAAGGCCUUUCUUGCGGAGCACCCGGACUUCGCCGGCUUCCAGGCGAACAGCGAGGGGGGAUGGCCCUGCAAGGAUGCCCACGAGGCGGCGGUCUCGGUCGCGAAGUUCAGAGCCGCCCGCGGGGACGCUCGGGAGCCGGAGCCGGCCGAGAUGGCAUCGGGUGAGACGCGGCCCGUUGACGAGCGUGGAGCUCGCGAGAGAGCGCGGCCUACGAAGUGCAAGAUCUACACGUACUGGGAGUAUGAGGGCCUUGGUCCGCUGUACCUCCGCAUCAACGUGGAGUCUUGGCGGCGCCAUGCCAAGCAAUGCUCUGAGCCGGUUCUGCUGACCCUCGCCAACGUCCGGCAGCAUGUGCCUGAUCUUCCCGAGGAGUUCUUCCGGUUGCCAUACCCGGAGGCCCGGGCAGACUUCAUCAGGUGGGGCGCGAUCUUCAACAAUGGCGGGAUUUUCCUCGAGCCUGACGUGCUGAUGAAGGAAGACAUCACAUCCAUCAUCGAGAAAAUCGAUGCCAAUGACUUGGUGUCAUCUCAAGAAGAGCCGGGCGAGCAGGAGUGUAGCGAUCAGUUCAAUCCCGCCAUCAUCGCCGGACCCAAGGGCAGCCCGUACUUCAAGGCGGUCUGGGAAGCUCACAAGUCGAAGCUGACAAACCACUGCCCCUUGAAAGACAAAGAGAAGGAAGUCAUUUGCUGCUUCGACGAGAAGGAGAACUGCCACAUCCCCUGGCUGGCAAUGAACCGGGGCAUCGCGCACCCCACCAUCCGCGACUGGCAUCAGCUCUCCUCCGAGAAGAUGACCAGCUUCUGCUUCCAUAAGGGCAGCGCCUUUCAGCCGGCUCACCUGCAGGAGGUGGUCAGAAACCGAUGGGAGAUGCAGCGGGCGCAGCACUUCUGGAAGGGCCACAACGUGCCAAGGCCCAUGGAGAGGAUGCUGUACCACUUCCAGCAGCAUGGGAUGCAUCUCCAGGAGUUGGACUGCUCCAAGCUCUUUGAUGCCAGCACCGCCAUCGGCACGCUCUACUCCGCGGCCUUUUCGGGCGAAGCAGCCCAAACCAUGAGCAGCCGGGACGCUGCAACCAUCAAGUUCUAUGAUGAGCAUCCUUUCAUGAGGAGUGUGAACCAUGUCUUCCAGGACGGCUUGCCUUGCAAGCGCUUCGGCCCUGCUGCGCUGCCCACGCUGUCGCCGGGUUAUCGAGGCAGGGAGUCCUGCCGUAUCUUCACUCUCUGGGAGUAUCCAGACAAAGGAGCGCCGACGUUCAAGAUGCUGAAUAUUGAAUCAUGGCGCCGGCACACGCAUGGCCUUUGCCAAGAGCCAAUCCUCAUCAAUGACAAGAACGUCAAGGAAUGGAUCCCGGACAUGCCGGACGAGUACUUCAGGAUGCCAGCGCCAGCGCCGAAGUCUGACCUGAUUCGAUAUGCCCUUCUCUACCACCACGGGGGCCUCUACAUGGAUGCCGACUUUGUAGCUGUGAAGGACAUGGACCCGAUUGUCGCGCUGCUCGAGACGCACGACUUCAUUUCCUACCAGGAGAAAGGCGAGCCGGGGCAGGUCUGCUCUUCGGCCUUCAGCUCCAACCUGCUGGGCGGGAGGAAAGGCAGCGCCGUGCACAAGUUUAUUUGGGACCGGCAGAAGGAGAAGAUGCAAGGCCGGUGCGGGAAGGUCAUAUCUGGCAACGAGGCAUGCUGCUACGACAGCCCCAAGAAGAGGUGCAACGUGCCGUGGGCUGCGCUGGGCGAAGGCGUUUCUCACCCUGCCUUCAACGAUUUGAUGAGAACAGGCGACAUCUUUGAGACAUUCUGCUUUGCCGACGAGUGGACCUUUGUGCCGGACCACUUCGCCUACUCGGUGGAGCACAUCCCCGCCAAAGCUGAAGCGGUGAAAUACAUGGAGGAGAGGGGAAUCAAGAAAGCUCUGGACAGGAUUGUGUACCACCUCUUCAACGCCAUAACCCCAUUGAAGACCUGGAAAUGCGCGACGCUGCUGGAUCCCAGACGCCUGGUGGGUUAUUUGUACUCCGAGAGCUUUCAGUCCGAGAACGGACGACGCCCUGUGCCAAAGUCGCCUGAGUCAGAUGCCUGGCUGGAGGCCCAUCCAGAGUUUGGCAAGUACCAAGAGGUCUACAACGGCUGGCAGCCGUGCCCCGGGCCUGUGGAGACGACGCCGGAGCCGCCUGCUCCGGACAGCGAGGAAUGCAAGAUCUUCACGCUGUGGGAGUACAAAACGGGGCCGCCCCUCGCGGUGGCCUUGAACGUGGAAGGCUGGCGCCGUCACUCUCAGGGCCGAUGUGGUGAACCGGUGCUGAUUAACGAUGAGAACGUGCAGACCUACCUUCCAGACAUGCCAGAAGAGUACUUCAGAAUGCCAUACUCGCAGGCCAAGUCAGACAUCAUCAGGUAUGGCCUUCUUUUUCAUCACGGGGGUAUCUACAUGGACACGGACUUUCUCGUGGUGAAGGAUCUCGGAGAGGUCUUGGACUUGGCGCAGAAGUACGACCUCGUAUCGUACACAGAUGAAAGCACCGGCGCUUUGGAGAAGGGGGCCUGCUCCAAGCACUUUAGCUCCAACUUCAUGGCGGCCCGGAAGGGCAGCGUCUUUAUGAAGGCGGUCUGGGACAGACAGAAGCAGCUGAUGCAAGCCCAUUGCCCGCUGUCGGAGAAGGAGUUGGAGAAGGUGUGCUGCUUUGACAACGCCAAGGUGCAGUGUCACAUUCCAUGGGCUGGGAUCGGAGAAGGGGUGUCACACCCGGUCUUCGAUGAGCUGGAGGGCGAGGGGACGCCGUUUAGCAGCUACUGCUUCUCAGACGAGAGAGGCUUUACCCCGCCGGACAUGAUCAACAUCCUGGGCAAGACCAAGCUGGCAGAAGCCGAGGAGAUCUGGGGGAAAAUGGAGAAGCCAGCGGCCCGAGAUCCACUCGGCCGGAUCAUGUACCACACCUUCAACUCCAUCAUGCCAUGGUCCGGCUUCUCAUGCAAGCAGAUCUUUGACACCAGCUCAGUGUACGGGAAGUUGAACUACCUCAGCUUCACAACUGGCAGCGGUUCCAAGAGCUUGCCCGCGACGCCGGAGUACAUGGAGUGGCUUCAGAAGAACAAGAUGAAGCGGCAGUUCACGAAGAACCACAACGGCUUGCCUUGCGAAACGUGAGGACGAGCAGCUGGUGGAGGCAGAUGAUAGCAGUUCAUGGUGGCUGAAUGUAUCAAACUCGCAACUGCUGGCCAGAUUGAAUGCAAGAGCGCGCUCAUCGAAAGGGUCUUUCUUUCCAAAGUUCGGACCGAAGAUGCCAGGCAAUCCUGAGAAAAACUGGGGCUGGCCCUAGGCUGAGCUGGCUAUAGAGCUAUAGAGUCAGGCCAUUGCA